GUUGUAGCUUGUGGUGGGGAACAGUGUGCUGCAGUCAGUUGCAUGAAGUUUAUAUGUUAAAUACCAACCAAGGGUUUCAUAUAAUUUACUGCAAACCGUAACAAGAGGGAAAAUGAACAGUAGGCUUCAAGAGAUCCGGGAGAGGCAAAAACUUAGACGGCAACUUUUAGCUCAACAGUUAGGAGCUGAGAGCGCAGACAGCAUUGGAGCUGUGCUGCACAGCAAGGAUGAGCUCAAGGAGAUAGAGGAGACCAGAGAAACCUGCAGGUCUUCAUAUGACAGCUCAGUUCCCCCUUCCAAAAAGAAGCCACCGACAGAGGGAGAGGAAACAGAGGAAGAUGUGGAAGAACAAAAAGUGCGGGAUGAAGUGGAAGUGCCGCCGCCCGAUGAGAACAACCCAUAUGAAGAGGUGUACAAGGACUCCAGCACUUUCCUCAAGGGCACCCAGAGUUUGAACCCUCAUAACGACUACUGUCAGCACUUUGUGGACACGGGGCAUCGGCCGCAGAACUUCAUCAGGGAUGUCGGUCUGGCUGACCGAUUUGAGGAGUAUCCUAAACUCCGAGAGUUGAUCAGACUGAAAGAUGAACUCAUAUCCACCACCAACACCCCCCCCAUGUAUCUUCAGGCUGAUCUGGAGAAUUUUGACCUGCGGGAUUUAAAGUGCCAGUUUGAUGUGAUUCUGCUUGAGCCUCCGUUAGAGGAAUACUACCGAGAGUCAGGCAUCAGCAACACUGAACGCUUUUGGACCUGGGAUGAUAUAAUGAGACUGGAGAUUGAGGAGAUAUCAGCUUUACGUUCCUUCGUCUUUCUCUGGUGUGGCUCUGGAGAAGGACUGGACUUGGGCAGAAUGUGCCUCAGGAAGUGGGGUUUCCGGAGGUGUGAGGACAUCUGCUGGAUCAAGACCAACAAGAAUAACCCGGGCAAGACCAAAGCACUGGAUCCAAAAGCAGUGUUCCAGAGCACCAAGGAGCACUGCUUGAUGGGAAUCAAGGGAACGGUGCACAGGAGCACUGACGGGGACUUCAUCCAUGCCAAUGUGGACAUUGACUUGAUCAUCACUGAGGAGCCGGAAAUGGGAAAUGUGGAGAAGCCGGUGGAAAUCUUCCACAUCAUUGAGCACUUCUGUUUGGCCCGCAGGAGGCUGCACCUGUUCGGAAGAGACUCAACAAUCAGACCAGGAUGGCUGACAGUUGGUCCGACCUUGACGAACACCAACUUUAACCCAGAGACCUAUGUCUCGCAUUUCACCAUGCCUGACACGUAUCUAUCCGGCUGCACGGAGGAAAUAGAGAGGCUGCGACCCAAAUCCCCUGUGAAGAUGAAGUCGGACCGCGGCGGCGGCGCCCCGAGAGGAGGACGUGGAGGGCCAAACUCUGGCAGAGGCGGAGACAGAGGCAGAGAAAGAAACCGCCCAAAUUUCCGGGGGGAUAGAGGAGGGUUCAGAGGAAGGGGAGGGCCACAUCGCGGGUUUCAACCUCGCUAGAGCAACAAACUCAUUCCUGCCAGACUGAAAGUAUCAAACACAAGCUCAUAUUUUGUUUUAAGUUGUUUUGGAUAGUACGUUGCAGCUGAAAAGCUAGCAAGUGUGACCAGUCUUUUUCUUAUUUUUUUUUUUUUUAAUGAUUUAAUAUGUGAUAAUUUUUUCAUGACUAUACAUUGAAUUGUACUGUACAUGUAUUGUCAGAAUAAACUCUUUCUGAUA
Molecule: messenger RNA, 1705 nt
Organism: Cololabis saira (Pacific saury)
Lineage: Eukaryota; Metazoa; Chordata; Actinopteri; Beloniformes; Belonidae
Gene: mettl14
Product: methyltransferase 14, N6-adenosine-methyltransferase subunit
Exons: 11
Coding region: 113-1486 (457 amino acids)
Cellular component (GO): RNA N6-methyladenosine methyltransferase complex; nucleus
Molecular function (GO): mRNA binding
Source: RefSeq, a predicted model, not a curated record